Parasteatoda tepidariorum (common house spider) is the source of this 680-nucleotide messenger RNA. Lineage: Eukaryota; Metazoa; Arthropoda; Arachnida; Araneae; Theridiidae. The record is from RefSeq and is a predicted model, not a curated record.
UAUAAAUCUUUUCAUAUUUACUUUUUUUUCAGCCUUCAGUGCGUAAAACACACUGCAAUGGGAGAAAGCAUCGGGAUAAUGUAAAGUUUUAUUAUCAGAAAUGGAUGGAGGACCAAGCUCAAUAUUUAAUUGAUGCUACAACUGCUGCAUUCAAAGCAGGGAAGAUUCAAUCUGCACAGUUUCCCAAUGUAGGGAAGCCUGCUGGGGUAAUGAUUCCACCACCUGCAGGUCUUCAAGGACCAAGACCGGUUGCCCCUGGACAACGCAUGCCGGUCAUGGGUCCACCUCCAAUGGGACCUAUGCCCACACCAAUGGGAGGUCCAAUGCCCGUAAUGGGAGCUCCUGGUCCUCACAAUAUGAUGAUGCCUGACUUUGGACUAGUGUUAAUGCAAUAGGAAAUUUGGAGGUAUUUUAAUAGGGUAUGAGGCCACCUGUUGGAAUUGCCUCUGUGAUGCCUGUUGGGCCAAUGGCAGGACCCACAAUGAGAGCUCCUUUAAUGAUUCCACCUUAGAAUGUUGUACAGAUGUAACAUAUGAAUGUCUUUUUAAUACAUUUAUCGCUCAUAUAUAUUUUAUCAUACUCAUUGCAACAAUCAUUCUAUGAUUUUUUUUUGUUUUGUUUGAUAAGAAAAAAUAAGUGUAUGACGGAAGAAUAAAGGUCUUGAUGCUUUUUCAGUAUGA